Messenger RNA from Hyaena hyaena (striped hyena), 1882 nucleotides. It is a transcript of the gene MMP12, whose product is annotated as matrix metallopeptidase 12. Gene Ontology annotation, molecular function: metalloendopeptidase activity; zinc ion binding. Bases 28 to 1434 code for a protein of 468 amino acids. The record is from RefSeq and is a predicted model, not a curated record. NCBI's taxonomy places the organism in Eukaryota, Metazoa, Chordata, Mammalia, Carnivora, Hyaenidae. The transcript is spliced from 10 exons. Gene Ontology annotation, cellular component: extracellular matrix. Gene Ontology annotation, biological process: extracellular matrix organization; collagen catabolic process; proteolysis.
UUGGGGUGCACCGUGCAGAGGCUGAGAAUGAAGUUUCCGCUGUUGAUGCUGGUCCUUCCGGUUGCUGCUUCUGGAGCUGCUUCCCGGACUAACUCCACAGGCUUUGAGGAGAAUGACAUGCUCUUUGCUGAAAGGUACCUGGAAACCUAUUAUGGUUUCAUGAUGGAUGAAAAUCCAAUGACAAAAAUGAAAGUCAGUACAAACUUGAUGAAGAAUAAAAUUCAGGAAAUGCAGCAGUUCUUGGGGCUAAAAGUGACUGGGAGACUGGAUGCCUCUACCCUGGACAUGAUGCACGUGCCCCGAUGUGGGGUGCCUGAUGUUCAUGAGUUCAGGACGCUGUCAGGGAGGCCAGUGUGGAAGAAACGCUUUCUCACCUACAGAAUCAAUAAUUACACUCCUGACAUGAAGCCUGCAGAUGUUGACUAUGCCAUCCAGAAAGCUUUUCAAGUAUGGAGUGAUGUGACCCCCCUGAAAUUCAGGAAAAUUCACUCAGGAGAGGCUGACAUUAUGAUACAAUUUGCAUCUGGAGCUCAUGGAGACUUCAAUCCUUUCGACGGCAGAGGGGGAGUCAUAGCCCAUGCUUUUGGACCCGGACCUGGUAUUGGGGGAGACACACAUUUUGAUGAGGCUGAAAUCUGGACUCCAGACUACAGAGGCACAAACUUGUUCCUAGUUGCUGUUCAUGAGCUUGGCCAUUCCUUGGGUCUUGACCAUUCCAGUGAUCCAAAAGCCAUAAUGUUCCCUACUUACAGUUAUGUUGACCCCAACACCUUUCACCUCUCUGCUGAUGACGUACGUGGCAUUCAGUCUCUCUAUGGAGGUCCAGAAAAGCACCAAUCCCCAUCAAAUCCUGAUGGUACAGAAUCAUCCACCUGCAAUCUGAGUCUUGAUGCUGUCACAACUGUGGGAAAUAAAAUCAUUUUCUUUAAAGACAGAUUCUUUGGGUGGAGGAAUCCUGAGAGUCCAAAGAGCAAUAUUAGUUUAAUUUCUUCUUUGUGGCCAACUUUACCAUCUGGCAUUCAAGCUGCUUAUGAAAUUGGAGACAGAAAUCAAGUUUUUCUUUUUAAAGAUGAUAAGUACUGGUUAAUUAACAAUUUAAAACCACAGCGACUCUAUCCCAAGAGUAUACAUUCUUUGGGCUUUCCUGACUUUGUGAAAAAAAUUGAUGCAGCUGUGUUUAAUCCACUUUUCUAUAAGACCUACUUCUUUGUAGGUAAUCAGUAUUGGAGGUACAAUGAAAGGAAACAGUUCAUGGACCCUGGUUAUCCCAAAUUGAUUACCAAAAGCUUUCCAGGAAUUGGGCCUAAAAUCGAUGCAGUCUACUAUAGUAACAGACACUACUCUUUCUUCCAAGGACCUGAUGUGGCUGAAUAUGAUGUCCUAUCCCAUCGUGUUACCAAAAGGCUAAAACACAGUAUGAAGUUAGGUUGUUAGGAAUGGUGUAAUUAGUGAUGUUUGUCAAUUUACUUAAGUGAGAAUGUAUUGCCUACUUUCUCUGUGUCCAGUGUCCCAUUACAUGGUGAUGCAUUUCAUAAAAUAAGGUGAAGUCUAUAGGCCAGAGAUAAAUUAUCAUACAAGUAAAUGAUCAAAUUAUGUAAGAUUUUUUGAUUUUGAAAACCCUCAUUGUCAAGUUUUACUUGAUUCAACUAUUAAGCUUGAAAAUAGACACUUUCAGAAAGGGGCAAUAGAAUAGCUUGGUCCUUGAACUUCCAAGAACUGAGACAUUAUCAUUAUUUCUUUUCCUUAACUAGUAUUAAGAAAUGACUUGUUUCUGUGACCCUUAAAUGUUUCAACAAGUAUAUUAUUCUAAUUCUUUUGGAAUAAAAACAGAAUACUACCAGAAAAUGACAAUUAAUAUAAGGUAACAUAUAAGUAAAUUAUA